Phalacrocorax carbo (great cormorant) is the source of this 1948-nucleotide messenger RNA. Lineage: Eukaryota; Metazoa; Chordata; Aves; Suliformes; Phalacrocoracidae. The record is from RefSeq and is a predicted model, not a curated record.
UACACUGGGGAGCGCAUGGAGGAGGCGGAGGCGGCGGGCGGCGCGGGAGAGGGGGGUUGCGGCCCGGCGGGGGCCACCCCAGCGGGUGGGCGGGGGUCGUGGGACUGGGCGGGGGCGGCUGGCGGCAACUGGAUGGUGACUCACCCCACGUUCACAGAAAUGAUGUCUCUUGAUAUAUCUGACAGUGCUCAAAUCUAUGCUGCAUUUGUGGUGUACCUGGACCUCUUAGAAGGGAGAAACUGGCAUGAAGUGAAGCAUGUUGGAGUAGCAGAACUGCAGCUUGUGUGUUUGCAUGCACGGGAAAGAGAACAGGACAGUCUCCAAGUGAUGGUGCCGGUACCUGUGCACAUAUCAUUAAGCCAUGAGAGGAUAAGAGAAAUCAUGAAGAAAGCGUCUCUCCCACAAGAUGAUCCUGACACCCCGCUGUCAGUUACUUUGGCCAUAGUUGAGUCAGAUUCCACAGUAGUCUACUAUAAAGUGACUGAUGGCUUUGUAAUACCAGAUCCUCCUGACGAUACUGAAGAUGUGGACAAUAAACAGUGGAGGAAGAAAAGAAAGAAGCUUUUCAAAUGAUUAAGACAAACAGACUGUUCUUGAACUACUGUCCUCAAACCUAAACAAAUUCAGGAACUUAUGUAUGUAAAUAAGUAGUGUGUUAAAGUCUGCCUUCUGCUUAUCAAGCAUCUGUUCAGGGAGAAUGGAGGCUUGUGCAGCUGCACAGUAAUGAAAUGCCAUUUGAAGUAUGAAAUGGGUCAUGCUUUUGAGACGGAUUGCUCCUGGCUAAUAAAUAUACUUGUGAGAUGUUUCCAAAGUUAGUCUCUCCUUGAUAUCUGUUCAGGUUCAUAACAGAAUAAAUAUAUCCUUACCUGUAUUGUAAAUAUUGAUUAAAGGUAAAUCUUAAGGGUUUCUGGCAGGAGUACCAAUACUAAGUUAAGAGCUUUGUUGUUUGACAGUGUUAACACAAAGACGCUCUGUAGAAGCACUCAUGCUACCUCCCAGGUUACACUUCUGAACACUUACCUUCCUUCCCCUGCUUUUGGAGAAGAGACUUUACCACAGAAAUACCUCAUUUUAAAUUUUUAUCUGUAGAGGAAAAACUGACUAUAGCAAUACCAGAGGCUACUAGAACAAAGUGUAGACUAGUAAAGAGGGGUCUCUGGAUGAAGAACCUACGAGCAGAUGCCAGCCCUUCAUAUGGAGGCAGGUUAUGACUGGAUCAAUGACACCUGGAAGUGUUGCCCCAGGGUAGCAUUACCCACGUAGCUAAACACACACCAUGCUAAAAGUCGCGAUCCAGAAACACCACCAGGCUCUCGUUCCACUUAGCAUUGGACAGCUGUCUAAGGACCGAUGGUCCGUCCCAGUGCAAUGAAGUUAUCUAAAUGGUGACCUGCCCUCUCCUUGUGUUUCCUGUCUGAAAUAGCUUCAACAGGCUUUUAGUGCUUCACUGUGAUGUUAGUGCUUAAAGCUCUCUGAAGAGCAGCGUAACAAUGGGGCAUGUUUUUAUCUGUCACCAAAGUAUGUCACCUUUUAUGCUAUGAGUGCACACUAGCCGUUAUCUGCUUCAUUCAGCAAGCAGGUUUCUAAACCCAUUGUAAUUUCUAGGAUAUUUUUUUUUUUACAUAGCUUCUGCUAGUUAAACUGGCUGCCGGAGAGGUGCUUCAGCUAGGAGUAAGUUAAGAGGAAAAUAAACCUAACUUUCAGUUUCUUUUACGGCAAUUUUCUGUCUUUCACAUAGAAAUCUUCCUCAGGUUAAACUUAAGAGUUCCAUAGAAAUCAAAUAGAAUCCCAGAAGCAGCUUCUCAAGUACAAAAAUGUCCGUAUGACAUAUGUGUGGCCAAGGACCACAAAACGUGAAACACAAGAGCUCUUUUUUUGCGUGGGUAUAAGAAUGGGAGAGAAUCCAAAAAAACGAAGCUGGAAAUAAAAGACUAUUUAAGCUUUACUA